Messenger RNA from Aspergillus lentulus, 783 nucleotides. NCBI's taxonomy places the organism in Eukaryota, Fungi, Ascomycota, Eurotiomycetes, Eurotiales, Aspergillaceae. The record is from RefSeq and is a predicted model, not a curated record.
AUGGCAGACACAGCAGAUGAUGACCCAGAGUUCGAUUUCGACUUUGCCUUUGCCGACAUCCCAGACACAGAACAACAAGAUGCAGGGCCCAAAGUCAAGAAAAUAAAAAGCACAAAAAAAGAAUUACAGAAGGUGCUGAAUCUUGAAGACAACAACAACUGGCUUGAAUGGUUACGUUCAGGAAUGGUAAGGCCUUGGUGGGAGGAACUAUGGAACGACCAUUUAAGCCGAGAGGAAUCAAGGGAACGAGGGAAUGGGAUAGGGGACAUCCAAAAACGCAUUCUGAGUGGAGAGGCCCACGGGGUCCUUAAAUACAGUUCACCACAACCGAAUAAAGAGGACUGGGAUGCGGCGGAUCAUCUGGCCAGAUUCCAUUUCAACGUCAAGAAUAUGAACUUGAGGUCACGCGACGGCGUAUUCUACGGUAAGAACCUCAGCGACAAUUGGAUGGAUAAGAUUAUAUGGGCGCUGAAAGGGUGGUUGUGUAAAAUACACUCUCCAUCCUAUAUCAAUAAACAACAUGGCGGCACUGCGAUCUUAGGAACCAAAUGUCAAGGGGAGGGUGUUAAUCUGAAGCGAAAGGCAAAGUCAUCAGAUGGGGAAUUGAAGGCUAAAAAGGACGAUGAUGAGGACGAUGAUGAGGACGAUGAUGAGGACGAUGAUGAGGACGAUGAUGUUCCAAGUCUCACUGCAUCAACGUGGAAAGCAGGAAUGCUCAAUCCCAGACAAAAGGUCCUCCUCAAGAAGGAGUCUGAUGUAUUUGAUGCCUCUGAGACCUACUAG